Tachysurus vachellii is the source of this 1152-nucleotide messenger RNA. It is a transcript of the gene rsph14, whose product is annotated as radial spoke head 14 homolog. The coding region runs from base 45 to 1055 and encodes 336 amino acids. Gene Ontology annotation, molecular function: protein binding. NCBI's taxonomy places the organism in Eukaryota, Metazoa, Chordata, Actinopteri, Siluriformes, Bagridae. The record is from RefSeq and is a predicted model, not a curated record. The transcript has 6 exons.
CACAAACAGGAAGUACCGGACUGUAAGCAGCUGGUGUGUUUUGAAUGCUCCUGAUGGCCGGAUCACGGAUUUGUGACGUGCCACGUGUUCCGGUGGCGUUUGGAAAGCGCGCGGUCCCGAAGCUGAUCACACAGCUGCAUGAUGAGGAACUGAAAAUCCGCCAGGGGGCGCUGUGUUCGCUCUGUGACCUGCUGCACGACCCGGAGAGGGUUUACGAGGCCCUGCAUCACGGUUGUUUAGAGAGACUGAAGGUGUUGCUGAAGGAUGAUGACGUCUUGGUGAGGACAAAAACCACAGAGGUGCUUUAUCAACUGGUCACGCGUAGCUUGGGGAGAGAAGCCGUUCUGCAGAAUGAUGUGCUCAGGCCUCUGUCAGAGCUUUUAGACGAGCCGGAUGACGUCUGCCGUAAGAAUGUGCACCGUGUGUUAAAGAUGAUGUCUGAGUUUCCUGCAGCUGUGGUGUGUAUGCUGUCUCUGGGUCUGAUGCCGAGGCUGGUGAUGAAGGUCCCGGUGGAGCGUGAGGACAUCAGAGAGCUUGUCUUGUCCACGCUGAGCUUCUGUGUGAGACUGGAUUCUCUUCCCGCUCUGGCCAGUGACGUCGUGAUCAUCCUGAAGGAGCAGCUGCAUCAAACGUCUACACACAUCCGCCGUGCCGCCUCCUCCACCAUGAUGGCCAUCAGUGUCCCUGCGGAGGGGAAGGUGAGGAUGUGUGAAGAGCAAGUUGUUCCCAUGUUGGUGAAGCUCCUCUCUGAUGAUGACUUGGAGGUUCGGGCCAAUGCUGCUGGAGCCCUAAUGUACACCACUGUCAUCACCCAAGGUAAAUAUCAGGCUCUGGAGGCUGGUGCUCUUCCUCCUCUGCUGUGUUUGGUAAACAGCGAGGACGUGGCAGCGUGUGCUUAUGCCCUCCGUGCGCUCACCUGUCUGGCACAGGCCCCGACUGGCCGAGCACAACUGAUCCACCACCUGCCCCAGCUGGAGGCACGACUCUGCCACCCUGCCUCCAUCAUCCAGAGCGCUGCAGCCACUGCCAUGCAGGUCAUCUCCUGGACCCCGUAAGACUGAGACGAAGAGAGAAUCUGAUGACAGAGAUGAAAAAUUGUUCAGUUAAUGAAGCUAUUUGACAUAAUAGAUUAAAAUCAGGAAUUUGUGCUCU